This is a messenger RNA of Bacillus rossius redtenbacheri, 756 nucleotides long. Its product is annotated as keratin-associated protein 10-9-like. The record is from RefSeq and is a predicted model, not a curated record. The transcript has 4 exons. The coding region runs from base 1 to 756 and encodes 251 amino acids. NCBI's taxonomy places the organism in Eukaryota, Metazoa, Arthropoda, Insecta, Phasmatodea, Bacillidae.
AUGGGAAGCGAGUCCCCGGAUCGACGGCGUCCCUGGACGCCACGCGACCUGCCCACGCGCGCGCCGGCCGCCGAGUUGACGGACAGUCCCUGCGCGCGGGACAGUCACUGCGUGCAGGACAGUCACUGCGUGCAGGACAGUCACUGCGCGCGGGACUGUCACUGCGUGCAGGACAGUCACUGCGUGCGGGACAGUCACUGCGUGCGGGACAGUCACUGCGUGAAGGACAGUCACUGCUUGCAGGACAGUCACUGCGUGCAGGACAGUCACUGCGUGCAGGACAGUCACUGCGCGCGGGACUGUCACUGCGCGCAGGACAGUCACUGCGCGCAGGACAGUCACUGCGCGCGGGACUGUCACUGCGCGCAGGACAGUCACUGCGCGCAGGACAGUCACUGCGUGCGGGACAGUCACUGCGACAGUCACUGCGCGCAGGACAGUCACUGCGUGCAGGACAGUCACUGCGCGCAGGACAGUCACUGCGUGCAGGACAGUCACUGCGCGCGGGACAGUCACUGCGUGCAGGACAGUCACUGCUUGCGGGACUGUCACUGCGUGCAGGACAGUCACUGCGCGCAGGACAGUCACUGCGUGCAGGACAGUCACUGCGCGCGGGACAGUCACUGCUGCGUGCAGGACAGUCACUGCUUGCGGGACUGUCACUGCGUGCAGGACAGUCACUGCGUGCAGGACCGCCCCCGGGCAGACGUGCCGGUAGUUAACAAGUGCGGCCGGCAGUCCACGGGAGGUGGAUGA